Molecule: messenger RNA, 2337 nt
Organism: Rhinichthys klamathensis goyatoka
Lineage: Eukaryota; Metazoa; Chordata; Actinopteri; Cypriniformes; Leuciscidae
Gene: hgfa
Product: hepatocyte growth factor a
Exons: 18
Coding region: 90-2237 (715 amino acids)
Biological process (GO): proteolysis
Molecular function (GO): serine-type endopeptidase activity
Source: RefSeq, a predicted model, not a curated record
CACUCACACCAGCAGCAGUACCAGCACCAGCACCAGCUCGGACCUUAUAAACUCUCCAUCCCAAAUCCCGGAAUAUCAAACCGAGCAAUAUGAAAUUGGACAUAAUGUGGAUUUAUCAAACUCUUCUGUGUGUCUUACUGUCCCUGGAUGCGGAGUGCAGAAAACAGACAUUGCAGAGGUAUCAGAAAAGUGAAAACAGCCGGCUGCUUUGUACAGACUGUCCAGAAUCUCCUCGAAUUAGAAACCUGUCGCUGGAUGACUGUGCACGCAAAUGCAGCAAGAGCAAGAAGUCCUGCAGGGCAUUCUACUUUGACCAGAUAAACAGGAAAUGUCACUUGCUUCCCUUCGAUCGUUUCUCCGAAGGCGCAAAGAGAGAGCGAAAACCCAAUUGUGACCUUUUCGAGAAGAAAGACUACGUGAGGGAGUGCAUCAUUGGGUCGGGUGUCAACUACAAGGGGAGAAGGUCAAUCACAAAGACUGGAAUUACGUGUCAAUCCUGGAAUAUGUCCAUCCCACAUGAGCACAAUUUCAAGCCUGCCAGACACAAAAAGUUUGACCUGCGUCAGAACUUUUGCCGAAACCCGGACAAUGAUCCAAGUGGACCAUGGUGCUUCACUGAACUCACUGAGACUCGGCACCAGGAAUGUGGGCUGCCCCAAUGUGCAGACGUGGAGUGCAUGAGGUGUAAUGGGGAAACAUACAAGGGGCCCAUGGAUCACACAGAGAGUGGGAAAGAGUGCCAGAGAUGGGACUCACAGAAACCUCAUAAACACACCUACCAGCCUCACAGGCAUGUAGGUAAAGGCCUGGAUGACAACUACUGCCGUAAUCCCAAUAAUGAUGUGCGUCCAUGGUGUUACACAAUGGACAAAAGCACAACAUGGGAAUACUGUAACAUCAGUGUGUGUGACUCAGAUAAUGAUGUGGAAGUGGAAGUGGAGGUGACCACCUCUUGCUUUCGGGGUCAGGGAGAGGGCUACAGGGGGACAGUCAGUGUGACCCCUGCAGGUGUGACCUGUCAACGCUGGGACGCCCUAUUUCCUCACAACCAUUCAUACACACCACACAACUAUAAAUGCAAGGAUCUCAGGGAGAACUAUUGCAGAAACCCUGAUGGCUCUGAAAUUCCCUGGUGUUUCACCACAGACCCAAAAGUACGCAAAGCUUUCUGUACCAACAUCCCCAGAUGUGAGGCAGAGAGCUCUGACAGCACAGAAUGUUAUGAAGACAACGGGGAGAGUUACCGUGGCAAUUUGUCAAAAACAAGAUCUGGGAUUCCUUGUGGGCUGUGGUCCGACCACACAUUCAGGAGAGACACACGGUCAGCGGAGGCCAGCGCGGGCUUAGAGUUGAACUUGUGCAGGAAUCCAGACCGAGAUAAGCACGGGCCAUGGUGCUACACGUCCAACUCCUCCAUUCCCUGGGACUACUGUGGACUGGAGCGCUGCAAAUCAAUGUCAUCUGAUGACCAUCAAAAGACAGGUGGAGGAGCGAAACCAUCUUGUUUUAUACACAAAACCACCCGGAUUGUUGGGGGGAUGCAGGUGCAGCGAGCAGAGGAUGGAAGCUGGGUCGUCAGCAUUCAAAAAAGGAACAGACACUGGUGCGGAGGUUCACUCAUCAGAGAGGAUUGGGUUCUGACUGAUCAACAGUGCUUCUCCACCUGUGUUCCUGACCUCUCGGAGUACACUGUGCAGGUGGGGCUUCUUCAUCUCAACGCGUCCGCCGACACGCAGGAUCUCCGGAUCGCACAUGUGGUCUGCGGGCCCGAGGGAUCCAACUUGGCCCUGCUCAAACUCACAACGCCUGCCCCUCUCUCUGAGCAUGUGCGAACUGUGCAGCUUCCUGUCGCGGGCUGUGCUGUUGCAGAAGGCACUUACUGCCUCAUGUAUGGCUGGGGAGACACUAAAGGCACGGGACAUGAGGGCAGUCUGAAAAUGGUGGGGCUUCCGAUUGUCAGCAACAAAAGGUGUUCCCAAAGCCACAAAGGUAUUCUGCCAAUCACAGAGACCAAAAUCUGUGCUGGAGGCAAGAGAGACCAGGGUGUUUGUGAGAAAGACUACGGUGGCCCAUUGGUGUGCCAGGAAGGAGAAAGCAAGGUCAUAGUGGGUGUGAGCAUCAACGGUCGUGGGUGUGCCGUCGCCAGGCGUCCUGCUGUCUUCGUCAACGUGGCCUUCUACUCUGAAUGGAUCCGCAAAGUCUUCAAAUACUAUUCGGACAUGGAAAUAAGUUACUAGACUGUUAUAUUUUCCAAUGUGGGGAUAAUAUACUCAUGGCGCGUUAUGGUUUUUAGCAUCUACAACGUGAAGACCAUGGUUGCUGGUGUACACAAAACUU